UCAUUUCACAUCAAGAAAUUCAAUUUUGUUUUCAGUGAGCUGUAACUAAGGGUGAUGUCCGAUCAGAGAAAGAAGUGUCACUUAAAGCAUAAAAAUAAUCAGUAGAGGCAGGACAAGAUUAGGAAACAGAUCAAUGUACACACACAAUCAAUCUGUUCUCUACACUUAAUUAGUCCUGAACUACGUGGCUUAAUAAUCAAUAGGCAGAAGAAAAUCUUGACUGAAUUAAGAAAGAACAAACAUAAACGGUGGAAAAAGUGGGCCGAGUCAUACCAAAGAUGCAAGGCAAAUCUGACGCAACAUCCAUUCAACUUUUGAGAUUAGAAAUGAAAAUUUUACUAUGGGAAAAUGUCUUCCAGUCCAGAACAUGAAAACAAAGUUCGACGUAGGAUAAUGGUUCCACGAAUCAGCCAUGAGAGCUCGAGUGGCAUUGCCAGUGAAAAAGAUUCCAAGACAGCCCCGUAUGAUUUAAAAUCCAGUCACUCAACUAAUAUGCCUGAGGAAAUUCCUCUGUCAGACUUUAGGAAUGGGAAUGAAAACCUGCAUUUAGAAGGUGCAGCCAAUAGUCUUCUGUUGGAUGAAGACUUGACUAGUGAUAUAAAAGCACCAUUGUUACCAUUGCAGGAAGAUGACCAUUCCCGUGAAGAUGAAAUUGAAAUAGAUGUAAAAACUAUAUCAGAGAGUGAUGAGAGUGCACUUAGUAUUUGUCUGCAAGUCUUCAUACCAUUUAUCAUUGCAGGGUUUGGCACGGUUGGUGCCGGUAUGGUGUUAGAUAUUGUCCAGCAUUGGAAUGUAUUCCAGCAAGUUCCUGAAGUAUUCAUUCUUGUACCAGCUUUGUUAGGUUUGAAAGGCAACCUUGAAAUGACCUUAGCAUCUCGGCUUUCUACACAGUCUAACUUAGGAAACAUGGAAACGAAGAAGGAGCAACUGAAGAUGAUUGGAGGUAACAUAGCCUUAACUCAGGCCCAAGCCAUUGUUGUUGGGUUUCUUGCCUCCUUGGUUGCUAUGAUUAUGGGAUGGAUACCUGAAGGUAAAUUUAACCCCUACCAUGCACUACUGCUGUGUGCUAGCAGCAUGCUAACUGCAUCUAUAGCUAGUUUUAUUCUAGGGUCUGUAAUGGCUGCUUUAAUACUCUUGUCCAAAAAAUGUCACAUAAAUCCUGACAAUGUCGCCACUCCAAUAGCAGCCAGUCUAGGGGAUCUUACAACACUGUCUUUAUUGUCUACUAUUAGUCAUCUUCUUUAUCAUUCAAUUGAGAGUCAAAUUUGGCUUGGUCCGUUCAUUAUAACACUUUUCAUCUUACUUACGCCAUUAUGGAUCUGGGUGUCUAGCAAAAACAAAUAUACAUGUGAAGUACUAUAUACAGGAUGGACACCAGUUAUAAGUGCUAUGGUUAUAAGUAGCAUUGGUGGUUUAAUAUUAGACUUUACUGUAUCUAACUACCAUGGUAUUGCUGUCUUUCAACCAGUCAUCAAUGGUGUUGGUGGCAACCUGGUAGCAGUCCAAGCUAGUCGUUUAUCUACAGGUUUACACAAAAUCAGUACCCCAGGACAUUUACCUUCACACUUACACAGUGGGUGUCCAAACCCUAUUAAGAGUUUUUGUGGGUCUCAUGUUGACUCAAAGUCAUCCCGGGUGAUGCUGUUCCUUGUUAUCCCAGGUCAUCUGAUCUUCAUGUACACAAUAUCAUUUAUGAUGGCUGGCCACACAACCAUAACUUUCAUCUUUGCUUCCAUUUAUCUUACCACUGCUCUCCUUCAGGUUGCCUUACUGCUCUACAUUGCCAACUGGAUGGUCAUACAUAUGUGGAAGAAUGGAAAUGAUCCAGAUAACUUUGCUAUUCCUUACUUAACAGCUAUUGGGGAUUUAACAGGGACUGCAUUCUUGGCUGUUGCCUUCCACAUCCUUUAUCUGAUUGGUGACCGUGAUGCCGAUGUUGGUAACUUGACCACAGCUACUAUGUCCGCCGAUGUAUAUUCGCCUAGGACCCUAACUAUAUGAAGAUUGUGUCGCUGCCAGAAUCACCAAAACCAUCUUGAACUGGCCUAGAAAUUUUCUGUCAUGCUAUUACCCUCUUAUGGUUGUUAUACAACGAACGCGCUUUCUCUUGAAUUAUAAUCUGGCUUACGGGAGUGUGCUGGUAACUCUGCCGUUCAAACCAAAGACAAAGAAGCUGGGGUUUUUUUCCGUGGACGAUUUUGCUAAUUUUCUUAUUGGUUAUGGUGAUCUUCAUCUCCCGACCAGUAUCUUAGAUGACAAUCAAAUCCUUUGUUUACCAUGGAUAAUAGCAAAUACUUAUUUCUUUACUACACACAAGGGGCUAAACACAGAGGGGACAAACAAGGACAGACAAACGGAUUAAGUCGAUUAUAUCGACCC
Octopus sinensis (East Asian common octopus) is the source of this 2379-nucleotide messenger RNA. Its product is annotated as solute carrier family 41 member 1. Gene Ontology annotation, biological process: monoatomic cation transport. Lineage: Eukaryota; Metazoa; Mollusca; Cephalopoda; Octopoda; Octopodidae. Gene Ontology annotation, molecular function: monoatomic cation transmembrane transporter activity. Gene Ontology annotation, cellular component: plasma membrane. Bases 349 to 2001 code for a protein of 550 amino acids. The transcript has 12 exons. The record is from RefSeq and is a predicted model, not a curated record.